Molecule: messenger RNA, 675 nt
Organism: Plasmodium cynomolgi strain B
Lineage: Eukaryota; Apicomplexa; Aconoidasida; Haemosporida; Plasmodiidae
Exons: 2
Coding region: 1-675 (224 amino acids)
Source: RefSeq, a predicted model, not a curated record
AUGGCACCGGGAGUUCAGGGACAAAAAGUAGAUAAGUUACCCUCACAAGAAAUAUACGAUAAAUUCGAGAAUGCGGAGAACUGUGCACACCUUGGAAGGGGGAAGAGCAAAGCGGAAAUAGUGGGAAAUGUGAAGCUUGUCCUGGGAUUAUAUCAAAUAAAAGAAGAAAAAGUAGCCACAGAAAUUUUCAAUGCCUGGUGCCACGCGUGUUCAGAGGGGGGGGACCAAGAUUCCCAGAAUAAUGCUUGCCACUUCCUAUUUUAUUGGAUAGGUGACAGAAUAAAGGAUAAAUUGAAUGUCAUUGAACUUUACGAUGUCAUGAAAGUAAUUUACCAUAAUCUACCGCUUGGCCAAUGUAAUAAUAAUUGCAGAAAUAUAUAUGAUGAUAUAAGCGGAGCUUUCUUCAAAUGGGCUAAGGAUUUAUGGGACUAUGAAUAUAACUUUAGUACUUUGAAAGGGCAGCGUGACUGUAGUGGAUAUACAUCUAAUCCUAAAUAUACUGAGCAAUUAACGGCAUCGCAGGAAGCAUAUAAGGAGUUAUGUGACAGAUGUGAUGAUAGUGUAGAUAGUUAUUGUAUGAAAAUUAAAAGGGAACAUAUAGAUACGAAAAAGUGCCGGACUUGGAAGCCAACGGGAUUAAACUGUAAAAUAAUACAGGAAUCGGUGGUCCCAUAA